GCGGGGCGCCAAGGCCUGACUUUUCAGGUCACUGAGCGAGGAUGCUUUGCCCGGCCCCGGCCCGGGCUGGGGAACCUCCGGCUGCAAAGUGAACCUUAAAAGCCGGUCCACCUUAAGAGAGCCCGUCCUCCCUCGGCAGCCAAUAGGAAAGCGGCGGCGAGGAUCGGGGUAGUGGGGUGCUUCUCUGAUUCCGGCCAAAUCCAGGGUCUCCGAGCGUCCGCUUGGGUCUCCCCGGCAGCCUCCGCUGAGCCCUCAGCCUCCACCGUUAUGGCGCGACAGCUCCGGGGAGCCGCCAGUAUCCUAGGCAGCUGGAGGAGCUACUGUUUAAAAGGGCAGAAGAAACAAGUCGGUGAAGAUUUUGUGGAGAUGCUGAAAGCAGUGGUGGGGGAGCCCAAUGUGUCCACAGCUGCUGUGGUGCUUGAACAGCAUGGUCAUGAUGAGUCUAUGCACAGGUGCAGCCCCCCAGAUGCAGUUGUCUGGCCCCAGAGUGUGGAGCAGGUCAGCCGGCUGGCAGCAUUGUGCUAUGAUCACAGAAUUCCCAUUAUUCCCUUUGGCACCGGGACGGGGCUGGAAGGUGGUGUCAAUGCUAUAAGGGGUGGCAUCUGCUUUAACCUCACCCACAUGGACCGUAUUUUGGAUCUGAAUGUGGAUGAUUUUUCAGUGACUGUGGAGCCCGGGGUCACCCGGAAAGCCCUUAACUCCUACCUGAGGGAUACUGGUCUCUGGUUCCCAGUGGAUCCAGGAGCUGAUGCCUCCCUCUGUGGCAUGGCAGCUACUGGGGCCUCAGGUACUAAUGCUGUGAGGUACGGCACCAUGGUGGAGAAUGUUGUCAAUCUGGAAGUUGUGCUGGCAAAUGGGCAGAUCUUGCACACUUCGGGGCAAGGCCGCCGAUUCCGGAAAAGCUCAGCCGGUUACAACCUGACGGGACUAUUUGUUGGCUCGGAGGGGACCCUGGGCCUCAUCACCACAGCAACGUUGCGACUGCACGGCAUCCCCGAGGCCACGGUGGGAGCAGUCUGUGCCUUCCCCAGCAUCCAGACUGCGGUGGAUUGCACCGUACAGAUAAUCCAGAGUGGAGUGCCUGUGGCACGCAUUGAGUUCCUGGAUGAAGUGAUGAUCGAUGCCUGCAAUAAGUACAGUGGUCUGACCAAUGCUGUAGCUCCCACCCUCUUCUUGGAGUUCCACGGCUCCCAGCAGGGGCUGGAGGAGCAGCUGAGGAGGACCGAGGAGAUCACCCAGCAGAAUGGAAGCUCCCAUUUUGUAUGGUCGGAGGAGCUGGAGGAGCAGAACCGGCUGUGGGCAGCUCGGCACAAUGCCUGGUACGCCACCCUAGCUCUUAGGCCUGGCUGCAAGGGUUACUCUACAGAUGUCUGUGUCCCCAUUUCCCGGCUCCCAGAGAUUAUGGUUCAGGCCAAGGAGGACAUGAAAACUUCUGGACUCACAGGAACCAUAGUUGGGCAUGUUGGGGAUGGAAACUUCCACUGCAUCUUAGUGUUCAAUUCUGAGGAUGCUGAUGAAUCCCGCAGAGUCGAGGAGUUUGUGAAACAGCUGGGGAGGAACGCCCUGGCUAUGCGUGGGACCUGCACUGGGGAGCAUGGCAUCGGACUGGGCAAACGCCAGCUACUGAAGGAGGAGAUUGGCCCGGUAGGCAUGGAAACCAUGAGGCAGAUCAAAUCAGUCCUGGACCCCAAGAACCUCAUGAACCCUGGAAAAGUGCUGUGACAACCAGCCCCUUCUGCUAACUAUCUACCCCAUCCCCCAGUCAAGUUGCUGCUCUCCUUGUAGGGAUCAGGCUAGACAUGAGAACAACACCCAAAGCAUCUAGUGGGACUGAUACUGGGUGGUACUGGGAGAGCCAUCCCACUCACUGCCUUUAGGUGUGAGCAAAGACUGGAGUGGAGAAGGGGAGUGGCUGAUCACCUUUUAGACAAAAUCUUAGACCUCAAAACACUAGUUUAGGGCACUCCUAAGUAGCCUGGAUUCCCAGAAUCAUAGGGGAAGGUUUACUACUUAUUGGUCUUGGCCAGCUCAGCCUGGGCCAUUUGUCUAUCAUCAUUUUUCGAAGUAAACAAAUUUAGAACUAGAA
Sarcophilus harrisii (Tasmanian devil) is the source of this 2086-nucleotide messenger RNA. It is a transcript of the gene LDHD, whose product is annotated as lactate dehydrogenase D. The record is from RefSeq and is a predicted model, not a curated record. Lineage: Eukaryota; Metazoa; Chordata; Mammalia; Dasyuromorphia; Dasyuridae. Gene Ontology annotation, molecular function: FAD binding; D-lactate dehydrogenase (cytochrome) activity; D-lactate dehydrogenase (NAD+) activity. The transcript has 11 exons. The coding region runs from base 268 to 1722 and encodes 484 amino acids. Gene Ontology annotation, biological process: lactate catabolic process. Gene Ontology annotation, cellular component: mitochondrion.